AAUUGGGGUGCCAGGGGCACCACGAAGCUUCUGGGAGGUCCUGCUGCAGGAGCUGGUGAUUCUCUGGGGGUGGGAAGCACCAUAAACUUCCAAGAUGACGGACCAGCAGGCAGAAGCCCGUGCCUUCCUCAGUGAGGAGAUGAUUGCGGAGUUCAAAGCCGCCUUCGACAUGUUUGAUGCUGAUGGCGGUGGAGACAUCAGCACCAAGGAGCUGGGGACGGUGAUGAGAAUGCUGGGCCAGAACCCCACCAAAGAGGAGUUGGAUGCCAUCAUUGAGGAGGUGGACGAGGAUGGCAGCGGCACCAUUGACUUCGAGGAGUUCCUGGUCAUGAUGGUGCGCCAGAUGAAAGAGGAUGCCAAAGGCAAAUCUGAGGAGGAGCUGGCCAACUGCUUCCGCAUCUUUGACCGGAAUGCGGAUGGGUUCAUUGACAUUGAGGAGCUGGGUGAGAUCCUGAGAGCCACCGGAGAGCCUGUCACUGAUGAGGACAUAGAGGACAUGAUGAAGGACUCAGACAAGAACAAUGACGGUCGCAUUGACUUUGAUGAGUUCCUGAAGAUGAUGGAGGGUGUGCAGUAAAGGACCAGACAUUCCUUGGGCCAGCUGCUGCACCCAGCCCUGCUCCCCUGCUGUCCAGGGAGCGGCAGC
Messenger RNA from Ficedula albicollis (Collared flycatcher), 646 nucleotides. RefSeq names its product troponin C2, fast skeletal type (gene TNNC2). Gene Ontology annotation, cellular component: myosin II complex. Gene Ontology annotation, molecular function: calcium ion binding. NCBI's taxonomy places the organism in Eukaryota, Metazoa, Chordata, Aves, Passeriformes, Muscicapidae. The transcript is spliced from 6 exons. Bases 95 to 577 code for a protein of 160 amino acids. The record is from RefSeq and is a predicted model, not a curated record.